AUGUCUGUCUCCACCAAUUCCGAGAUCUCGGAUGCGGCGGAAUGGCUGGAUGUAGAGCCCGAUGAGGAGCAAAUCGUCUUUGCUUCACUAUUCGACACAGAGACCUUCUCUAGCAUCCAGGAUCUUCUCAAUCACUGCAAGACUCAUCACGCGUUCGAUCUGGUCGCUACCGUGAAUCGCCUCGGACUUGAGUUCCACGAUGUCAUUAAGCUGAUAAAUUUUAUCAGAGAUUGUACGAAGGAGGCGAAGAAUCUGCCCCCCAAUAUUUCGGCCGGAGACUUCGCCGACGACAAGUACCUCAAACCAGUACUUGAAAACGACGCCUUGCUAUUUUCAUUGGACGAAGUUUUAAGCGAAGUCACCGAGGGCUCAGAACACGCCCAAUCCCGACAAAAACUAUCCUGUGAAUCCAGAAAGAAAGAGCUUGAGGCUGAACUAGCCGCAGUCAAGGAACAAUUUGCGAGUUACCGACUAGCUGUAGAGGAGACACUGGACAAGCGCUGGGGCGACGAAACCGAGGCUGGAAAUCGAGUAUGCGAAAAGAAGAAGGACUCCUCAGACUACUACUUUGAGUCGUAUGCCUACAAUGACAUUCACGAGACUAUGCUCAAGGACGAGGUCCGCACUGACGCAUACCGUGAUUUUAUCUACGAGAACAAGCAAUUGUUCGAAGGAAAGAUAGUUCUUGAUAUUGGAUGUGGUACUGGUAUCUUGAGCAUGUUCUGUGCCAAGGCCGGUGCUACGCAGGUAAUCGCCGUCGAUAAGUCGGACAUCAUCGAUAAGGCCCGGGAGAAUGUAUUUAAUAAUGGGCUAUCAAGCACUAUUACUUGUCUCCGCGGUGCUAUUGAAGACGUCAAGCUCCCCGUUGAUCAGGUCGACAUUAUCGUCAAAGGCCUCCUUGUGCCCAGCUCUGCUACCAUUUGGGUGGCUCCCGUCCAAGACUCAGAAUAUGUCACAGACACAGUGUCAUUUUGGCGAGAUGUCUAUGGGUUUGACAUGAAGGCCAUGCAAGAGUGUAUCUAUGACGAGGCCAAGAUUCUGACAAUGCCCCCUUCCGCAGUCUGCGGAGAGCCAUAUCCAUUCAAGGUUCUCGAUCUUCACACCGUGAAGCCAGAGGACUUGUUUUUCACUGCGAGUUGGGAAUCUCAAAUAACGCGCGACAUUGAUUCACUGGAUGGGUUUCUAGUUUGGUUCGACAAUUUCUUCGCGAACUCUCGGACUGAUAAGCUACCAGCCCCUGUAACAACACCCGAAAAUUUUGUGAAGCAAAAGUCUGGCUACGUAGCUUUCACUACUGGGCCCUUCGGAAAGGAAACGCAUUGGAGGCAGGGGCUUCUGCUCCAACCCCCAACACAGCUGAAAGCCUCGAAGCCAAAACUUGCUGGUCGAAUCGUGUUCUCUGCCUUGGAAGAAAAUGCUAGAGCUCUUGAUAUCCAGCUGACAUGGACCGAAGAGGGCCAGCAGGAGAAGGCUCGAGUUUGGAAGUUGAAAUGA
Cordyceps militaris CM01 is the source of this 1494-nucleotide messenger RNA. Its product is annotated as protein arginine methyltransferase RmtB. The transcript has 4 exons. Gene Ontology annotation, cellular component: nucleus. The coding region runs from base 1 to 1494 and encodes 497 amino acids. Lineage: Eukaryota; Fungi; Ascomycota; Sordariomycetes; Hypocreales; Cordycipitaceae. Gene Ontology annotation, biological process: peptidyl-arginine methylation. Gene Ontology annotation, molecular function: protein-arginine N-methyltransferase activity. The record is from RefSeq and is a predicted model, not a curated record.